Molecule: messenger RNA, 561 nt
Organism: Fusarium keratoplasticum
Lineage: Eukaryota; Fungi; Ascomycota; Sordariomycetes; Hypocreales; Nectriaceae
Product: ER membrane protein complex subunit 4
Exons: 3
Coding region: 1-561 (186 amino acids)
Biological process (GO): protein folding in endoplasmic reticulum
Cellular component (GO): EMC complex
Source: RefSeq, a predicted model, not a curated record
AUGUCUGCCCAGUCAUCCAACGCCCCUUCCUGGGUUUCGCAGCUCGAACAUCCUCCUGCCGCAAAGGCCAAGGUGGCAGGUGUCCAGGACCCUCCAGGCUUCAGCUCCGGAGCCGCCGUAUCCCACUCCAAGAAGCAGAACAAGGAUGCCAAGGUUCAGCCACGCAAGCCCCCGACCGCCGAAGAGAUGGAUACCCUGAAGCUCAAGAAGGCAUGGGAGGUCGCGUUGGCUCCCGUCAAGGGACUCCCGAUGACGGGCUUCAUGAUGUACAUGUCGGGCAACUCUCUCCAGAUCUUCAGCAUCAUGAUGGUCUUUAUGGCUUUCAAGAACCCCUUGAUGGGUCUGGUCAACACGAACCAGGCACUCGAGCGAUUCCAGACAGAGAACAACUCGGCCCAGAUGUUGCAGGUCAAGUUCGUAUACGUGGCAUGCCAGCUUCUUGCACUGGCUGUUGGAGUUUGGAAGAUCAAUGGCAUGGGCCUAUUGCCAACAACACGAUCAGACUGGUUGAUGUGGGAGGUGCAGAGGGAACCUUUGGAACACGCUGUGGCAGCGUUAUAA